This is a messenger RNA of Neohortaea acidophila, 1410 nucleotides long. RefSeq lists its product as uncharacterized. Lineage: Eukaryota; Fungi; Ascomycota; Dothideomycetes; Mycosphaerellales; Teratosphaeriaceae. The coding region runs from base 1 to 1410 and encodes 469 amino acids. The record is from RefSeq and is a predicted model, not a curated record. Gene Ontology annotation, molecular function: ATP-dependent H2AZ histone chaperone activity. The transcript has a single exon. Gene Ontology annotation, cellular component: Swr1 complex. Gene Ontology annotation, biological process: chromatin remodeling.
AUGGCUUCCGGCCCUCCGCCGAACCCGCCUCCACAUGGCCAGAAUCCACGACCGCCCGGCGCAUCAGGCAAAUACGAAGACCUGCCAGCGGGCAACUACGACAUCUUCAUCAUCCCACCCCACUCGGCCGGCGCGGGCUUCCUGUAUCUGCCAUCCUUGGCGGUCCAGCGCAAUAGCUUCCUCGCCGGCGUCGCUUGCACUCUACUGGCCGUCGGCUUGUACACAGUAGUCGUCCCCGCGCUGCGAGACUUCUUGUCGUCUAUCAUGGCUGGCGGAGGCCUGGGUGUGCUCAUUCUGAUUGUCGGAGUCGGCGUUGGCGCAUGGGCAUUUGGCAAAACUCAAGCUGAGAACACCGGGGGACCCAGGUGGGGAGGAGGGAGCGCAAGUGGUGCAAAUCAGCAGAGCUCUGGCCCUGCAGGCGCAGGAGCUGGCCCUCGCCCUCAAGCCAAUGGCCAUGCGCCCCCUCCACAUUCAGACUCCAAGCCAUCCGCUUCGAGCGGGUGGGAAAAGGCGAAAGAGGAAACGAGAAAGCGGGAAGAGGCCCGCAAACGUGAGGAAGAAGCGAAGAAGAAACGAGAAGAAGCGCAGAAAGCGAAGGAGGAAGCAGAGCGAGCGUCAAAAGCAAAGCAAGAAAAAGACAAAUGGGAGCAAGCCCGGGCAAGAGAGAAAGAGCAACGGGAGCGAGAAGCGCGAGAGCGGAUCGCCCGCGAGCGUGAAGCACGGGAGAAAGAGCGAGCAAACACCAGCGCUCCACGAUCAAGUCCUCACAAGAGCUACGAGAAGCCCACUGCGCGCUCGUAUGCUGGCACCGAAGAUGAGUACUCAUACCGUCCGUACGACUCGCCCCGCAAGCCGGGCCACAAGUCAGCCGGCUCGUCCGUCUCAGGCGGCAGCGAAGGCAGCUACGCCGCAUCGCAGACCACCGCACGCACAACGCCCCCACCCUCUCAACGUGGCCCCUACACCACCAAAGACCCGGACAAAAUCCAGAUCAAAGCCGUCUACCUCUUCUCCGACACCUUCCCACUCAAGCCACUGGCCUCCCUAAUCUCCAACCAGGGCUCCGUAACAGAUGGUCUGGUCCUGCACAUUGCAACCGAAGGCCUCUUCAUCGACGACGACAUCCGCGGCGUGCCGCAGCGCGAAUGGGACGUCAAAGCCUGGACGCUCAAGCUGGUCGAGGAUGGGAUGACGAAGAACAAGAAGGGCGAGGGACUCCAUGUCCUGCGGGUCACGGCGCGCGAUGCCGACAACAAGAAGUACACGUUUGUGUUGGACGAGAGCGAGGCGUGGAAGGUGGCUGUUGGAUUGGCGAGGUUGCGGAAAGGAAGUCAGGUGAGGGCUUUGGGGAUGAAUGGGAUGAAGGAGGCGGAGGUUAGUGGGUUGUUGGGGAGCCUGGGAUGGUUGUGA